Messenger RNA from Prorocentrum cordatum, 1782 nucleotides. The record is from the annotation of a GenBank genome assembly. NCBI's taxonomy places the organism in Eukaryota, Dinophyceae, Prorocentrales, Prorocentraceae.
GCCGUGUGCCCGCCCGCGUGGCUGCCGCCAGAGGGCGCGGACGUCUGCCCUCCGUGCCCAGAGGCGCCGCCGUGUGAGGCGGCUCCUACCGUCUGCGCGGCUGCGGAGCCGGCCCCGGUGGAGGACAGCGGACCCCCUCGGCUGCGGGUGCUGAACGGGAUGGCGUUGCUCCCGCACUACGUGGAACAGGAGUGGUGGAGGCGCCUCCGACCAGGGCAGCGUCUCGUCGUCAGAUAUAGCGACGACCCAGUCGACCACGAGCGAGUGCUGCUCUACCCGAGCCUGCCGCCUGGGACGUGGGCGGCGCGGACCCCCGACGGGGACGAGUACGAGGAGGACUUCGCGGGAGCAAAUCCUCAGACGGGGCAGGGUUGGCCGCGGCCGAUCUACCGCUUCCGUGCCGCCCUCACGGCUGAAGAGCUGCGGGCGGCGAUCAGGCGCGGGCGCGCGCUGGUGGAGGCGCGCCUCCCUGGCAUCGCGCCCGAGGCGCCGGCUGAGGUCGCGGGCCCUGGCGAUGCGCUGGUGGAGUGGGCCACGUUCUUCGGCGAGGCGAGGCGACCAGCGUCGCUGCGGCUGCGGGGAAAGCAGUCGCUCGCCCCGCUGGAGGACGACCGCGUCUGGGUCGUUGCCGAGCCCACGGAGAGCGCAGCGGUCGGCACCGCGGUCGAUCGGGCGGACCCGCGGAUUGUUCCCGCGACAGCGCUGGCGGGGCUGUUCGUCUUCGCGGAGGGCCCUCGCCGUGUGGAGGCGCUGCUGGCGGACGAUCUUCCAGGGUAUGCGGCGAGGCGGCGCAGGGAGAUGGGCCUCAGCGACUUCCCGGCCGCUGAGGCGGAGCGUGACGGGCCAGGACCUGCAGGAGCCGCCGACCUUCGCGAGCGCCUGGGCCGAGCCGCGGACGCUGGGGGUGGGCCGCGCCCCGAUAGGGCGAGUGGCACGGCUGCCCCGCCGCCCGGGGGCGCGGGGGCUGACGGUGGAGAUCUCCGCAUCUUGGAGGUAGACUACGACGCGCAGGGCGAGAGGUACAAACCCUUCAGGACCGCAUGCCGCGAGUCCUCGCAGGAGGCCUUCCCAGACCAGCCAAUCGAGGGCCCCGCGUCGGCUUUGACGGCGUGUAAGAACAUGGAGCGCACCAACGGCGACCCCAGGCCCUGGCUGCGAGACUUCCUGAGGUCAAAAGGCUUCGGGGACAACGACAGGGUGAACUUAGGCGGCCUGAUGUGCCUGGAGACGGCGGCGAGGAGGAUCGCGGGGCUGGUGGCGGUCUACUCGGACCCGGCCAAGCCUGUGCGGGGUCGCGCUCGCCUCUAUACGGGCGCCGCCUGCUCGGACGACAUCGCGGGCCAGGCGCUGCAGCAGUUCGCCACCCGCAAGAUCAAGGGGCAGCAGGAGGCCCAGGUGGCGUUGGCGUUCGGCAAGGGGCCGCAGCGCAUGGACGGCGACGCAAUGACUGCCCCCACGGCCGGGGAGAACCCCGUCCCCGGCCGGGAUUCAGGGGGGGCGCGCGGCCGGCUUGCCGCCUCGCGCCGUGCCGGGGAGCUGUUCCCGCUGCCACGCUGGCGCCUGCCUGAGCUGCCCGCGGCCGGCUCCGCGCGGAACCUGGCCCUUCGACGGCGAGAACGGCUGGUGUUCAAGAUGGGCCACGAGGCGGUGGAUGCUCUGAACUGGCUGGCGGGCUUCCGAAGCGGCCCGUCCUAUUUCGAGCCCGACUCGAUGCAGGGCGAAGUUUUGGAGCGGAUCUGCGAGUUAGCCUCGAGCGGUGCCCGGGCCCUGACGCCCCAGUGA